Molecule: messenger RNA, 1501 nt
Organism: Aspergillus versicolor CBS 583.65
Lineage: Eukaryota; Fungi; Ascomycota; Eurotiomycetes; Eurotiales; Aspergillaceae
Exons: 2
Coding region: 12-1331 (439 amino acids)
Source: RefSeq, a predicted model, not a curated record
UGCACGUCGUCAUGGACAAGCCCGUGACAACCCGUCCGGGCUCUUGCACCUCUGCCUCCGCAGCGCUAGGCAUCGCAGAAGACUUUGAGGAAACCCACGCGAGAUAUCUGGAGCUGCAGAGGACGAAGAAGACGUUCUUCCAGAUCCACAGCCAACGCCGGUUUCACCCGGGCUUUCAUCACACAUUCGACCUGAUCAAGGACGUUGCCGAGCGCACAAACUGCCCCGUCACCAACAUCAUCUCUACCCACUGCGACGGCAUGUGGCGCAUGCCACCGGAGAUCGUGGAGCAAACAUACCACAGCUUCAGCCACGGCUACGGCAAGGUCUCGCACAGCGGCUACCAUUUCCUAGACAUGUGCUACCUACUCAUGAGGAUGGGCUGGGGCGAGACCAAGCGCCCUGAGCGCGCCGAGGUGGUCAGCAGCUUCAUCACGCCAAACGGGUUCCUCACCUCGUUCAACGACAAAGACUACAAGAGCAUGUUUGGCACCGACUACAAUGACUUCAACCACUACACCCAGACAGACCUAAUGCGGCUCACAAAGGACAUGGGCGAGAUCGACUCGGCCAUCCAAGUCACCUUCUUUCAGGGCAAGCACCCCAUCGCCCUCGCCCAGAUCAACCUCCAACACAACGGGUCCACGCGGCGCAGCUGGCUGAAAGCCGGUCCGGAUCUAUACAAGGGAAUCGGCCGCGUGAAGCACGAGUUCCACGAGAUCAAAAGCGGGCCCCUACAAACCGUCGUGAUUGACUCCCGGCAGGCCAACGACAAGCACGACCGGUCUGUCCCCAGCACGGCGAAAAUGGGCAGCGACAACCACUUUGAGGUGCAUGUUUUCCGGAACUCUGAUCUGCUGAACGAGACGGCGCCGUUCCAUUCUUACUCUGUGGAUGACCUAGACAGACGCUACAAGACUGAUAAGCCGGGCUUGUAUUCGGAGAACAUCAAAAGGGGCAUCCUCCAGGAGGCGAUUGAUUUUGUCAACGGGAAGAGAUCGAAGGCGGACUUGUCCUCGCCGCUGACGGACCAUGAUAUCCCCGUUCAUCUGAUGAGUGCCGUUUAUCUGUCGCAUGUGAGGAGGGCCGCGGGGGGGAAUCCGAUUGUGGAUUUGAAGAUCGAUUAUAAUGCCGAUGGCGAAGCCCAGGGAUCCAUCCACGUCCCCGUUGAACCGGUCAUUGCCGUACAGCCACAGACCACUCCAGGCCACGUCUUCCGGUAUUCGGCCUUGUUCUCUGGGCUGCUGAUCUCAUAUCUCAACCUGGCAUUCACCAGGUUCUCCACAAUACUCGCGACUGGGGAGAAGAGUUUCAACUCGAUUAGUGCGUGAUGAACAAAACAACGCAUAACAAAAUGAGACAAGGCAAGAUAUCAUAGGGCUUUCGAAACGAUCAUAGAGUGGCGAGAAAUGGAGUGUAGUCAAGGGAUUUGUGUCAACUAAUCAUAGUCUAUAAUCUCCAUAGCCAAAACCAGACAGAAGGUCAAUAGGGUUUUCAGGAC